Messenger RNA from Aspergillus lentulus, 1512 nucleotides. The record is from RefSeq and is a predicted model, not a curated record. NCBI's taxonomy places the organism in Eukaryota, Fungi, Ascomycota, Eurotiomycetes, Eurotiales, Aspergillaceae.
AUGGCGUCGGAUCUACAAUCUGCUGCAGGUAUGGAAGGUGAAAUUCGAAAGGAGGAAGAAACGGGAAAGACGCAAGGAACCACGGCGGAAGAUAGCCAGGCGUCUGACAACGAGGGAACCGAGCGUCCCGUGCGACAGAAACUGAAGGAGACGUCAAUCGCUUCUACUCAGCAGGAGACAAUCACCAAGAACGGUGAGGAAGCAACCGAUGCGAAGAUGACGUCGACUACAGAUGCACAGCAAUCAGCGGAUACCAACCACACCAUGGAACUCGGCGGAGGUUCGAAUAGCCGGUCGAGCAGCCGAGGCAGAAAGAGGUCAUUCGAUGACGAAGAAGCGGAAAGUGAUGGCGAGGAACAUGGCCACAGACGCAAGAGAUCGCGCGACUCUACCAGCGAAGGCGACGAGCGGCCGCCACGGAGCGAGAGUGAUCUUCCAAGGAAGAUCUUGAGCCCAAAGAAAAAGAGAAGUCGGGACAAGCUCGAUGAAGACGGGUCCGGGGAACGUGCUACGGAGAAGACGGAUACGAAGGCCGAGAAUGUGGAAUCAGAAGAGAAGCCCGAGUCUGAAGGACAGCCUGAGAAGAAGCGACACCGUGACAAUUCCACGGAAAGAAAUCCGGCCCCUGUCACGAGCGCCUUUGCCAAUACAUCCGCAGUCUCUCCAUUCGGCUCCCUUGGCGCAUCAAAAUCCAAGGAAGAAGUACCUACCAAACCGGUGGCUGUAACCUCUACCUCUGCCUUUGCCUCGUCAAGCCUGGCAGCAUUUGCUGGGUCAGAGCAGUCGCCUUUCGGUUCGCUUGGAGCGUCCACUCCAUCUAUUUUCAAGUCGCCAGCCGCGUCCGAGAUUGAGAAAUCAGGGGCCACGGGGUUUGCAGCUGGAGCAAGCACCUCCGGCUUUGCGGGCUUAGGAUCAGGUUUUUCAGGGUUCGGUGGUGGAUUCGGAGCAACUGCUAAAUCCGGGGGGCUCACCAGCUUCGCUUCUCCCACUGCGCCUAGCACCUUUGGCAGUAGCACUAAGGACAAGCCAUUUGGGGCAACGGAUGCGGAUGAAGAAGAGGAGGAAGAGGAGGAAGCCGAAACAGGCCCCAAAGAAUUCGAGGCAGAGAAACCCGACGAGAGGUUCUUUGAGCGGCAGAUUGAGACAGGUGAGGAACAAGAGAAGACGUACUUCAGCGGCAAAGCGAAGCUUUUCCAAUUCACGAACAAGGAAUGGAAAGAGCGCGGUAUUGGCACAUUCAAGGUGAAUGUGAGAGUAACGGACGGCCAGGAGGACAAAAAGGCGGCUCGCAUGAUCAUGCGAGCGGAUGGCGUCUUGAGGGUCAUGCUCAACACGCCCCUUUUCAAGGGCAUGAAGGUCGGAGAUCCAUCGGGCAAUGAACCCAAGUCCAAGCAGAUUCAUCUGGUUGGUGUCGAGGAUGGCCGUACUUUCCCCCUCCUACUCAGGGUGGGAAGUGAGGACGUCGCCAAAGAGCUCUACCAUGUCAUUCAGGAUCUAUUACAGCACCAGUAG